This is a messenger RNA of Manis javanica (Malayan pangolin), 2713 nucleotides long. The record is from RefSeq and is a predicted model, not a curated record. NCBI's taxonomy places the organism in Eukaryota, Metazoa, Chordata, Mammalia, Pholidota, Manidae.
UAUAGGAAGGUUAAAAAAAAAAAAGGAGGGGGAAGACCUAGGUUUCUUCACCAGCGGGCUGGCUGGAUGAUGGUGUCGUUCCCAAAUAAAGAAACAAACAUAAGAUACACAUUUGCCUCCAGCCCCCACCCUGCAAACCCGCGCAUGAGCACACACACACACAUGAUAGUUUUAAGUAGCCUGUGGUACAUCCUGGUGACAAGCCUCACGGGCAGGUGGAGAUAACUCUUGCUUUGAUUACUGGUACAGUUUCUUGCCGCUAAUACUUAAGACCCUAGAUCAUCCUAUACCUUUCCGUGUAUAUUGUUGCUGGGCUGCCUUCUCAGCCCUUCCCUCAACACGAACAAAAAAGCAGCCAAACAAAAAUCCCUGGUUAUUUCCUCUCUGCUCCUGCACAGUAGCUUAAAAAUCACUAUUACUGCCGUUGGCACUUGUAAUUGAUUUACAUGUCUCCAACUAUAGCUCUCUUGGCAACAUUACUAUUCAGGCAUGUAGUUUAGGUAACUACCCCUCAGACCUGUUUUAUUUUUUUCUACAGCUCCAACUCAAAGCUGAAAAUUUCUUAGUUAACGUUUACAUUAAUAUCUCCUGUCUUGCCUGAGGGUUUCUGCCCGGACAAAUUCACUAUGAAUUAGGUGAAACCGAGAAAUGCCAACGGAUGGUUCUUGGGGUAGAAGGAUUUAUCCCUGGCUUUAUUCUCAGGGCGGUGGGUCGAACACUAGACUCACGUCUGCAUCCAACAGUCUGCAGGUGCAUAAUCCACUCUUUCCCAGAGCACUGCGUCGAGCUCUUUAUAUAGUGACUCAGUCAAUAAUCACUCAUUGCCUAAGGCUAUGAAAGUAGUAGCCUAGCAGCAGGCCAAUUACAUCAUCAAGAAGUUUAGGGUUAGAUGAGGAUCCGGACUUUCCUUUCCCCACAUCGCCCGAUUAAAGUAUCAGCCCAGUUAUGAGAGGGCCUUUGCAGGCUCCAUCGCUGCAGUCACAGUCCCUCACAAUCUAGGGCAGAUUUUCAGGAAAUGUCAAAUGGAUGAGGUCCACUCAUUCUCGCAUUUCACAACGAUUUCAUCUUGGCUCACAUCAGCCCUGGACGAUUUCUUUAUCUUCACUCCCUAAAUGAGGAGACUGUGGCUCAGAAUCAAAUUACCUUGCCCAGAGUUUCUUAGCAAGUAUGAAAGGGUACGCAGCUCCAAGCAGGUCAACCCGAGUCCUUCCAAAUCCUGUCCAAAACCCAGCGCGACCAGAACAGCCGCCUCAGCUGAGAGCAGUCAGCAAAUACUCGGCCAGUUGCUCUCGCUGCUUGGCUCCAGAGCUUCAGGAGGGGGCGGGGUAGAGCGCCGCAAUCCGCCCCACGGCGCUGGCGCUGGCGUCAGGGGCGACGCAGCAGAUUUACGCAAGAGCUGGCGUACUCGCGUCUAGGCGGGGCGCGGUCGGCUCGCGGUAGGUCUUGUGGGUAAACUGCCAGGAGGAGGUUUGAGAGGAGUCGGACCUCCACCCCACGCCCCCAGACCUUCUGAGUCCCAGAAAUGUUUUGUGCAUCCAAUAGGUAUGGUAUUCUCAAUUGGAGACAAUGUAUUUAUGGUUCCGUUAAUGAAGAUGAAAACCGUAGACAAGAAUAGAUUUUGCCUUAAUUCUCUGUAGCAACAACUGGGAAACCUGUAAUUAAAAGUAGGAAAACAUCUUAACUGUUUUAUAGAUAUGUGUGGUAAGAGUUCUCUGCUACCAAUGAUGUUUAAAUAAACUUCAGUGAAAUGACUCUUCAAGACUUGGUGCAUCAGGCUGCCUCCACAUAUUCGGAUAAAAUAGCUGUAUGUUUUGACGAAUGUAACAACCAGCCUCCAGUUUAUUAUACCUACAAGACUGUGGUUAAUGCUGCUUUAGAAUUGUCAAAUUUCCUACUAUUACACUGUGACUUUAAAGGAAUACGGGAAAUUGGUCUUUGCUGCCAUCCUGGGAUAAACUUACCCUCUUGGAUUUUAGGGAUUCUCCAAGUCCCUGCUGCUUAUGCUCCUAUUGAUCCAGAUUCACCACCAGCAUUAUCAACUUAUUUUAUGAAAAAAUGUGCUCUAAAGUAUAUCCUUGUUGAAAAACAACAAAUUAAUAAAUUCAAAUCUUCCUAUGAAACAUUAUUGAACUUUGAUACAUUUACAGUAGAACAUAACGACCUAGUACUCUUCAGACUUAACUGGAAAAAUGUUGAGGGAAGCUUGAUACUAAAGGAUAGAAAAAAGAAAUAUGAAAAAGAAAAAACGACAAACAGCAGAUCUGAGAACAGCAAUGAAGAAAAGUCAGAGUACAUGGAUGUGAGACUAGAGCAUUGCUUGGCUUAUGUUCUCCAUACAUCAGGCACUACAGGGACACCUAAGAUUGUCAGAGUCCCUCAUGCAUGUAUAGUGCCAAACAUCCAGCAUUUUCGGUAAGUUCUAUCCUUAGAAUCCUUCUUCAGGAUUUUUUUUUUCUUUUUAUUAAGGUAUCAUUGAUAUACACUCUUAUAAAGAUUUCACAUGAAAAACAUUGUGGUUACUACAUUCACCCAUAUUAUCAAGUAUCCCCCAAACCCCAUUGAAGUCACUGUCCAUCAGUAUAGUAAGAUGUCAUAGUUACUAUUUGUCUACUCCAUGCUACACUGACUUCCCUGUGACCCCCCCACAUAUCAUGUGUAGUAAUCAUAAUAUCCCUCAAUUCCCUUCUGCCUCCCUCCCCCACCCCUCCCCUUU